This is a messenger RNA of Fundulus heteroclitus (mummichog), 2469 nucleotides long. RefSeq names its product acetylserotonin O-methyltransferase 2 (gene asmt2). Bases 299 to 1345 code for a protein of 348 amino acids. The transcript has 9 exons. Lineage: Eukaryota; Metazoa; Chordata; Actinopteri; Cyprinodontiformes; Fundulidae. The record is from RefSeq and is a predicted model, not a curated record. Gene Ontology annotation, molecular function: O-methyltransferase activity.
GCUGCGGUUGAACCCAGUACUACACCGUGUGUUUAACUUGGAGCUAUUGCACGUCGACCGACGCCGCCUCAAGAAGCCACACAGACUCUCUCAGUAACUUAGAGCUAGAUCCGGAGCAGGGGCGCCUCUCCUCCGUCUCCGAUCAUUUCUUUGCCACCUGUUUCUCCCUGGCUCCUGCUCCAGCACCGACAUCUUGCCUGUUUCGCUAGCCAAACUACGCGAUUUGAUAUUAUCCUGCGCAGAAUAAAGCGGUUAUCAUUUCCCCCUGAAUAACGAUCUCUUGGGAGAUUUUCCAGCGAUGGCAGAGCAUCUCUCCCAGAGUGAGCUGGACUACCCAUUCAAACUUCUGGAGUAUUUCAACGGCUUCAGGGUGUCAAAGGUGAUAUUUUCAGCCUGUGAGCUCGGCGUCUUUGACCUCCUGCUUAAAUCCCAGGAGGCCAUGAGCGCCCAACGGGUGGCGCAGGAACUGGGCACCAGCGUGGACGGGAUGGAGAGACUGCUGGACGCCCUAGUGGGCUUGGAGAUCCUGGAGGUGGAGCGGGCAGAAGGGACAGCUUUUUACAGCAGCACGGAUGUAGCUAACCUCUACCUGGCCAAAGGCAGCGCAAAGUCUCUUCACGACAUGAUCGUCUACCGCUCCCAGACCAUCUACCCUCUGUGGAACAACAUGGUGGAUGCCAUCAGGGAGGGGAAGAACCAGUAUGAAAAGACCUUCGGCCUUCCAUCCGAAGACGUUUUCCAAGCCAUCUACAGGUCUGAGGAGGAGAUGCUAAAAUUCAUGGGGCUGAUGAACUCUUCCUGGGUUCUGGAUGGACACGACGUCGUGACGGCGUUCGACCUCUCUCGCUUCCAGAGGAUAGUUGAUCUUGGAGGUUGCACUGGGGCUCUGGCCAAUGAACUGGCGAGAGCAUAUCCCGCCUCUUCCAUCACCGUGUUUGACCUGCCAGAGGUUGUAGAAGCGGCUCAGAAACAUUACUCACAAGAGGACAACCGCGUUGCCUUUCAGUCAGGCGAUUUCUUCAGAGGUGAAAUCCCUAGUGCAGACCUGUAUGUCCUGGCCAGAAUCGUUCAUGACUGGUCUGAAGAGAAGUGCCUGGCGCUCCUGAAGAAGAUCUACGAGACGUGUCAGCCUGGCGGAGGCGUCCUGCUGGUGGAGGCGCUCCUGUUCGAGAACAAACGAGGGCCCCUCAUGGUUCAGAUCUUCUCCCUGAACAUGCUGGUGCAGGCAGAGGGCAAGGAGCGCUCCCCGUCCGAGUACACCAACAUGCUCAACAAGUCGGGCUUCCGCGACGUUCAGGUCUGCCGCACCGGCAAGUCCUACGACGCCAUCUUGGCUAUCAGAUGAGCGUCUGACAGCGAGAGGAAGACAGCACCGAUUUAAAUGAAUUAAAUGUUUCGUUGGGGUUUCGGAGACAAGCAUGAAACUUGAACCUUACCAUACGUGUUAAAAGAAAUCUUGGUUUUUAGAAUCUUGUAGGUCUUGCCCAGUACAGUGCCGUGAAAAGGUAUUUGCCCCCUUUCAGAUUUCUUCUGUUUUUGCUUGUUUCAGAUCAACAAACUAAUGUCAAUUUCAAGGAAAAUAACCGCAGUAAAGGUGUUUUCAAAUGAUGAUUUCAUUUAUUAAAGGAGCAAUAAGCAAAAUUUCAUUAUUUCAGAUAGAAGUAACAAAACAAUUGGGAUUCGUUGCUGCCGGUUAUCGCGAAGACUUGAUGCAGAUGUUGUAAGAUACGGAGCAGCCAGGUAUCGGGUUUAGGGGGUAAUUACUUUUUCACAUAGGCCCAGUUUUGUUUGGAUAGCCUUUUUUAACGUAUCAAAUCAAACCGUGUUAAACUGUCUGUUUUAUCUGCUCAGAUUAUCACGUCUGAUGUAAACGUUUGCUUGGUUUUGUGAAACCUGUAAGUGUGACGAGGGAAAUCGCUGAAUGUUCAGUGAGACGGUUGUAUCUGCUGCAGAUGUAGACAUGCAGACAGUUGUGCGGGUGGGAUUUUGGGACGCAUUUCCUGUUCACUGCGAUGCUUCCUGGUUUCUCCUUAAACUGCACAUUAACCAAGUCCAUUGUUUCCCUCACUCUGUCAGUUGUCUGUUCUAAAAACCAUUUGGGUUAGUUUUAUGUUUCCUAAAGGAGAAUCAGUGUGAUACUGUUCAACAUCCUGGUUGUGGUGCUUUUAUUGCUUCUAUUUAGCCGUUUUAUUCCGUUUCCUGGCAUCACUUUGUAAAAUGGAGCUGCAGCCGUUUACAUUAAAAUUAUCCGUUUACAGUAUCUGAGCCCCAAAAUGGCUGCAGGUGAGUUUUCCUAUCAAAUAAAUACGAUGCAAAUAAGUGUUUCAAAAGUGGCGAGAAUGGUUUGUAUUUGUAAAAUCAACAUAUGGGUCAUUAAUAUUGCCUUUUCUACAUCAGCACAUUGUACUCCAAGCCUGUUUUGUGUCCUGAAAAUUCUCCUCCAGAAUAAAAAAGCUGUGAGAUAUUAAA